AUGUCGCCAUUUACGCCCAACGAACGCCAAAGGCGAAUUCUCCAACUAUCAUCAGAAUGGGGUGUCACACUUCCGCCGGCGCCGGAACCCCUCACCAAACCUCUGCAGAAUCCGACAUUCAAGGGGCCCGGAGAUGACGAUGCUGCCGAGAGCUUGAUGCAGAGGCGAGCCGCCGAUGCCGCUCAGCUGCGACCAAAAGGCGGGCUUUCGAGGGCAUUCUCCACGACAAAUCUCAAAAAGGGCAAACACUGGGACCCUCGCGAGAUAGUCGAGGUUUUAGCUACCCACGUAGCUAACAACGGCUCGCCGGGCGUCGCCGAAGCCCUGAUUGAAAAGCUCUCUGCUGCAGGCGUCGACCUGUCGGGGAAUCAAAAGCAGAAAUCGAGUCUUUUGAGCCGCCGAAAAAGCGUGGAUCUUUUGACGGACCGGGCCCGCCUGCUUCGUCUUGCUACUGAGAGCGGCAGCCUGCAAAUGGUUCAGGUGCUAAUACCUCAUGCCGAUGCGCUGGCGAUUGAUGCCAGCAUCGCUGUUGCGAUUAGAAGAAGCAAUACCCCCAUUGUGGAAUUGCUGCUAAGAUAUGGCGCCAAUGUCGGUGAAAUAGCAGACGGGCAGGAUGCUUUCCGUCAAGCUUGCGCGCAACAUGGACAAGACCCCAUGAUUGCCAUGAUUCUUAGUUCGGCAGGGCGACCUUCACCGGCCACGAUAUCGCAAGCAAUGGGUGACGCUUCCCGAUCCGGCUGCCUGAACAACGUGUUGCAGCUUAGUCGAUCCACCGGAGAUGGAAACUAUAAAAAUGGAGAGGCACUCAUCACCGCCGUCAACAUGGGCCGGCGAGAUAUCGCCCUGGCCAUCAUCAUGGGAAACAGACCACCACAGCCAUCCUCGCUCAACAGUGCCUUCAAUAUCCUUCACUCACAUCCAUCUAUAGGCCCUGCUACAAAACUCGACAUUGCUGAGCUGUUGUUGUGCGCAGGCGCCACGGGGGAGGCACCGGCCUUGGCGCUGGAGCAGGCCUGCAAAGCGCAGUUUGACGACAUGGUAUGUCUUCUCUCCUCGUACAACGUCUCUAUCGAAUACAACCAGGCCUCUGCAAUCAAGUAUGCCAUCAAGAACGGCGAAAUGGAACUGGUAGAGAAGCUAUUGAGCAGCGCGGCGCCGUUGAGCCCGCAAUACGCGUCGUCGUGCGUUGGAAUGAUACCAAAGCAGGCGUCAUUCGACGCGCGAAACUCUCUUCUGAUGCAGCUCCUGCACCGUGGUGCCAAUGGCCAAGCUCUGAGCCAAUGUCUGAUUGAUUCAGCCGAAUCGGGUGAUCUCAGCUCGGUUGACUUGCUUCUUAACCCACGAUUUCCUCAGCAAAGUCAUGGGACCCCAAACGGGUCUGCCUCGCCACUCAGCACGCAUGCAGUGGCAUCGGCCGAUUAUCGAAAUGGUGAAGCAUUACGAACUGCUGUUAUCCGAGCCGAUGUGCCCCUCGCUCAAAAGAUCCUCAAAGCGCGCCCCUCACCCCAAACAAUCGCUGCCGUCUUUCCGCUCACGAGGAAUCUGCCCGUGCAAGAGCGGCACCAAAUGGUGAGCUUGUUCCUGGAAGGCUCGCUUUCUGGCGAUUGUCUCCAUGCCGCUCUACAAGACGCGCUCGCACCCCCUCAAGCACAGAGAGACGAGAACAUUAUCAAGCAGCUGCUAGCCAGCGGCGCUGACAUCAACUACAAUUCUGGAGAAGGUCUUGUGCCGCUCAUCAAGCAGAUGGACUUGAGUCUCCUUAGCAUCAUGAAAGCAAGCAUGUCUCCCCAGACAGCCGCCUCGCGUAUUCCGGAUGCAAUGAAGGCCUCGGAUCAUCGAUCAAGAUUUGAGAUGGUAAACAUAUUUCUUCAAGCUGGUGCAACGAUCGGAGUCUCGGAGGUGGCUUCUGCGACCCUGGAGACAUUAUCGGAAACGCCAGUCGACAUGUCGCUUCUCCGACUGCUUCUAGAAACAGGCGGCGCUGAUGUGAAUGGCUGCGAGGGCGCCAUCAUGACCAAAGCCAUAGAAAAUUCAGACCCGAAACUCCUCCAACUGGUACUGUUCUACGGAAGCCCAUCAGAAUCAUCAAUAACACGUGCUCUGGAUGCUCUGGCCCCGAAAUUGUCCAACGAUGUCAAGAAGUGGAAAUUCGAGGCUGUUCUCUCAAAGUUGACAAAAACGAUUGACUUGAAUCGUGUGCUGAUUCUUGAAGUUCAGUCGAUCGUCGAGCACAAAACUUUGCAGCCGAGUUUGGAUAUCUUGGAUAUUCUUUUGAAUUAUAAUGCAGAUCCGAAUGCUUUCAAUGCUGCUGCGCUCUGUCAUGCUGUCAUUGCGGCGGAUAUCCCAACAAUUACCCAUCUUCUCCAAGCCCGUAUCAAAAUCAGACCCGCUAGCUUGGGCAUUUCUUUGCCGCAUGCACUCAGCAUUUCUGAUCAAUCUGCGCGCCGCUCCGUCACCCAAGCGCUGAUCGAUGCCGGGGCACCCCCUGCCGAGGUUAACAGAGCUCUUCAGCAUGCUAUCAAGGCCCACACUCAGGACACAGCACUGAUUGAGCUUCUUUCUUCAAAAUCAGACAUUGGAGAAGGCAAUGUUUUGUCACUCGCUGUCGAAAAGGAAUCACCAGAGCUCAUAUCAAUUCUGCUGAAGAAUGCAAGCUCCUCCCCCCAGGCACGCAGCACAGCCCUGACACGAGCAAUGGAUAUUAAAACGCGGAACCUGCGGCACGAUAUUUGUAAGCAGCUUCUGGCCUGUGGUGUCCCUGCCGACGCUGCCUCCGUUGCCCUCUUGGUGGCUGCGCGGGACGGCGACGUAGCACUCGGCGAUGCAUUGAUAGUGCACGGCGCGAGCAUCACCAAAAACAACGGGCAGGCAAUCAUUGAAGCCUGUCGUGGCGGCUCCAUCGACGUACUCAAGGUUCUACUAAAGCCCGACGGACAAACGUCAAAGCAGACGCUUAAUGAAGCAUUCCAGGCUGCUACCGAGGUACGAGAUUUGGACAAACGCGCCGUCGUUUUCGAGUACCUUCUUCGCUGCGGCGCAUCUGGUGAGUUCAUCGAUGCGCAGCUUCAAUCCGCGGCGAGGUAUGGUGAACCAGGGGAGAGUCUACUCAAGGUGCUACUGGAAGCUGGAGCAGAUCCCAACUAUAACAGCGGUGAGGCAAUCGUCGCUGCAACGCGGAGUGCUUUUAUGAACAGCCUGCAGCUACUUCUAGGUAUAUGGGAUGAUGGAAAGAAUCAGAAAUUGCCUUCGCAGCCUACGUUGGUUCGCGCGCUGAAAACGUCCUGGAACCUCAACCGCGACACUCGCUAUGCCGUUCUUGAAGAUCUAAUCAGAGCUGGCUUACAGCCUUGUGAAGAUUUACACAUUCUUCUCAACUACGCGGUAAAUGAGAAAGAUCCCGAAGAGCGCCUGGUACGUCUACUCCUCGACAAUGGUGCUUCAGCUACUUCGAACAGCUGUAAGACCUUGGUUGAUGCCGUGCAGAAUAUGGCUUCUUCCUGUCUCUCACUUCUGCUGCAACGCGAGAUUGCGCAAGAUGAUAUCAACCAAGCCUUCAAUGGAGCUUUCACUGCAGAGACCUUUGCCAAUUGGUUUACUUCCAGUGGUCUUGAGACAGCUCAACUACUUCUGGACAAGGGCGCAAGCGGAGAUGCGUUGAGCCAAUCUCUGCUGCUGGUCAUGCAAAAGUCAACUCCAGAAACCACUGAUCUUGCAGACCAGUUUGUCCAGGUCCUGGUGUCCCACGGUGCCGACGUCAACUACAACCGAGGCCUUCCUUUGCAGCAGGCUGCAUCGGUGGCAAACGUAGAGUGGACACGCAAACUUCUGGGUCGCAAGCCAACGUCCGAGACGCUAUCUCUGGCGUUGCAUUGCCUUUUUGACACUGCGCUCAGUGAGAAAGAGGUCCUGGGCCUAUUCAAACUAUUCGUCGAGUUUCGAGACGGGGAUGCUCAAGUAGACGUCAUGCUGGCCCUGCAAGGGUCGGAACCAGUGUUGGUGCGCGCCAUGAGGCAGUAUCCGCGUUCGUCUAUGAUUUUAUCAACACUGCUCGAUACAGGAUAUUACCAUGAUCAGCUCACCACCUUCACACUGCAUUCGGACGUAGGUGAGGAAAAGGUCACACUACUCUCUUGGGCCAUUGCUCAGCCCCAGAAGCGGAUCAGCACAGCCGUCAUCAAGCUUCUGAUCGAGCGAGGCGCCAAGGUCAACGUGACAUCAUCCUUGUCAGGCUCGACUCCCCUAACGCUCGCCGUCUUGCAUCGCCGCCCAGAAGUGGCCAGGCUGCUGCUCAUUGAAGGCGCCGAAGUCGACGUCAAUGACUAUAUGGGCCGCACGCCCCUCUCAAUGGCAACCGACAUGGAUGGCGAAGUCGCUCUGCAGCUUAUGACGAGCAUCCUCGCUGCCGAUCCCUGCCGCGAUGACGGCUCCCUGCACAACGCCGCGCGGGAGCUCAACCUCUCCGCCGUCAAGGUCCUCGUCGAGGCCGGCCACGACCCCGAUUUUCCAAGCACCCUCCAUGACGGCCGCAGCGCCCUCGGUGAGGUCUGCUUGCAGGCCGCGACAACUGACGACGGCGACGAGAUGCCGCCCGAGCGCGAGCGGCUCAUCCAGAAAGUCAUGGCGUUUCUCAUCGACGCCGGGUCGGACCUCGCCAUUCGCUCCGCCGACGGCAAGCCGCUAUUACAUCUGUGCUUUGCCUCGCACGCGCCCGUACCCACGACGCGCGCGCUGCUCAAAGCUGGCAUGUGGAAGCACAUCAACAAGCCGUUUACCCGCUACACCGACGACCGCUACACCUACUCGCCGACCAUGUACGUCGCGAAAGCCUCGCCGCCGCUGCCCCGCCGCGACGAGCUGCUCGCCGUUCUGCGCGCCAACCGCGCGGCCGACGUCUUUUACGCCACGUCGGCCUCGGACACGCAGCCCCCUGAUGCCAUCGGCCUCCCUGACGACCUCGCGUCCAUGGAGCGGGCCCGCAGCGCGCGUCUCGCCCGCCUCGCGCAAGAAUCGGAGGAGCAUGCCGUGACACUCUCGCGCCGCCGCGAGCUCGCCAGCGUCGAGCAGCAAAUUGCCUCUACGCGCGCCGCCAUGGAAGACGCACGCCUGCAGCGGCAGCACGCCGAGGAGCUGGCCGGCGUGCGCGCCCGUGCGCAACUCGAGGAGUCGAUCGCCGCGACGACGCUCCAGCGGCGGCUCGCGGACCAGCGCACCGUGACCGAGGCGGCGAUGAACCGCACGCGCGCGCUCGCGGCCGCCGAGACGGACGCCGAGGACAAGCGGCACCGGAAGGCGGUGGAGUGGGAGGGGUCGAUCAACAAGGAGCGCGCCGACGCGGCGAGGGCGCUGAGCGCGAUACGGAUCAGCGAGAGAGAGGCGCUGGAAAGGAUUGACCGCGCGGCGGAGCAGAGGGUGGCCAAGAGAAUCGAGGCGCAGCGGACGCUGGCCGAGAGCCAGGAGAGGCUGGCGGGACGGCUGGCGAAUGGGACAGUCGGGGCUGGUCUGGAUCCGCGACGGCAGAUUGGGUUCGUGACGGAGGAGCUGAACUAG
Molecule: messenger RNA, 5547 nt
Organism: Beauveria bassiana ARSEF 2860
Lineage: Eukaryota; Fungi; Ascomycota; Sordariomycetes; Hypocreales; Cordycipitaceae
Product: ankyrin repeat containing protein
Exons: 3
Coding region: 1-5547 (1848 amino acids)
Molecular function (GO): protein binding
Source: RefSeq, a predicted model, not a curated record